Molecule: messenger RNA, 1542 nt
Organism: Penicillium griseofulvum
Lineage: Eukaryota; Fungi; Ascomycota; Eurotiomycetes; Eurotiales; Aspergillaceae
Product: Major facilitator superfamily domain, general substrate transporter
Exons: 2
Coding region: 1-1542 (513 amino acids)
Biological process (GO): transmembrane transport; carbohydrate transport
Cellular component (GO): membrane
Molecular function (GO): carbohydrate:proton symporter activity
Source: RefSeq, a predicted model, not a curated record
AUGACACGAUUUCUUGGCUUUCGAGGCAGCCGCCUCAACUACGCGGCACUCCUUGGCGUGGUUAUGCCUGCAAUGAUGUCCCUAGGCUAUAAUCAAGCAUUACUAGGAGGAGUUCUCACCCUACCCUGGUUCAAAGCGCAAUUUCCUCAAAUCGACGUGACCAAUGCCCACCCUUCAGAAAAACACCACAAAUCCACAUUACAGGGUGCUGUGGUGGCCCUGUAUGCCGCAGGCGGGUUCUUAGGAGCCAUCGCCUGCAUUGGGUUGGGUGAUAUCCUUGGACGUCGACGAACUAUCAUACUCGCCUCAGUGACGCAAAUGAUCGGGGCUUUCCUCAUGGCUAGUUCGUUCCCUUUUUCUCAGUUAGUGGUAUCGCGAGUUAUCCUAGGUCUAGGAACCGGCGGUCAGCUAGCCACUGUACCUGUCUGGCAAUCGGAGAUAUCGCCAGCUGCCAAGCGUGGUGCGCAUGUCGGGACCACAGGCGUCUUCGUCGCUAUGGGGCUUACGCUGGCGUUACUUGUCGAUCUUGGGAUGUCAUAUGUUCCCAAUAGUGCAAGCUGGCGUGUCCCAGUUGGUCUGCCUAUCAUAUUUUGCUUAGCUGUGAUUAUAUUUACUUCUCAUAUGCCUGAGUCUCCCCGUUGGCUGGUCCAACAGGGCAAAGUCUCUGCUGCUCGUGAGGUAUUAGCAGCAUUGAUAGACACGGAAAUGGAAAGUGAAAUGAUCGGGAAGGAGAUAGCGGAUGUGACGGCCUCGUUAGCUAUUGCUGGUAAUGGAUCCCUGCGCCAAAUCUUUCGCAUGGGUCAUCAGAGAAUCUUUCAUCGUGUAUCGCUUGCGGCAGGUGGGUUGAUAUUGCUACAACUGACGGGUGUCAACUGUAUCACGUACUACAGUACGACGAUUUUCCAAACCUAUCUUCACCUGGACGCGACAACAUCAAGGAUUUUGGCCGUGGUUUAUCAAUUGUCAGGUGCCUUUGGUGGCAUUGUCUGUGUGUUCACUAUAGAAGGAUUUGGUCGUCGCUUCUUGUUGUUGUCAAGUGCGACAAUCAACGCAAUCACCAUGAUCCUCGUGGCUGCGCUUAGUUCCCAGUCGACAAACCACAUCGCCAUGUACGCAGCUGUGGUCUUUAUGUUCAUCUUUCACUUUAGCAUGGUUCUCGGGUUUGGCGGCAUACCUUUCCUCUAUGCAUCUGAGGUGUCACCUCUCAGUCUGCGUACCACUAUCAAUGGUAUCGGGUCUGGCAUAAACUGGGCUCUGAGUGUUUUGAUCGCUGAGGUCACACCAAUCGCUUUCAACGCUAUUGGAUGGAAAUACUUUCUCAUAUUUGCCGUUCUGAACUUUGCGAUGAUACCGAUAAUCUAUCUGUUUUGCCAGGAGACUGCAGGUCUGUCGCUGGAAGAUAUAGAUGAGGUGUUUAUUAUGUCCACAGGUUGGUUAGAUCCUGUUCGUGUGGCCAAGCAGUUGCCUAACAGGUUAACUGGGCGACAACCCCAGGAAGAUGGCCCUUUGGAGAAAGAAGGCAAUGGAGUGCCGAAAGAUUGA